Paraglomus brasilianum is the source of this 753-nucleotide messenger RNA. NCBI's taxonomy places the organism in Eukaryota, Fungi, Glomeromycota, Glomeromycetes, Paraglomerales, Paraglomeraceae. The record is from the annotation of a GenBank genome assembly.
AUGGCAGACACAUCUAACGACGCUGGCUCCAAAAAUUGGCUCAAAGAGAGAGCAGCCAUAUCGGCUGCACACAGACGACAGAAGACAGACCCUGCCGUAGGGAGACUUAUCGAAAAGGCCGAGCAGUUACAUAAAGAACGCACCCACCGAAACCUGCGGGAUGCUGGCAAAGAGAACGACAUCGUUGAAGAUGAGGGGGAAGACAUUGAUGCCAUUGUGAAUAUACCUCCACCGGCUGAAGUGGUCGUUAAAGUCGCACCAAAACCAACUGAAUCGGAGCUAGAGACCGAAGGCCAUGACAAGGAAGCCAGCGAAGAUUUGUUCCGUAACUUUGCCAAGAGUGUUCUGGAAGAGACCUUGACUACAGAAUCCUCACUCGAACUGUCGUUUGAUCUCAAGCCUGAGGAUAUUAUAAAGGAAGAGGAAGAUGCGGAUGAAGGAGGUGAUGGGGAGGAUGGCGAGGAUGGAAAGGAUGAGGGAGAGGAUGGGGGAGCAGAGGAGGAGGAGAAAGACAAAGAUAAUGAGCAUAAAGAUGGAGAAGAGGUGGAAGAAGCGGAAGAGGCGGAGGUGGCGGAAGAGGCGGAAGACAAUGAAACCAGAGAUGGCGGCGGAGAAGGAGGAGCGGAAGAAAAGGUCGAAAGUGAAGAGGGAUAUGAAUUUAUAGGUACAGACACAUUGCAAAGUGAAGAUAGCGUUGUUCUUAUAGACGAGACUCCAUUACACUCUAAAGACGAGUUGUCUGCAUCCGAGUAA